Messenger RNA from Harmonia axyridis, 1330 nucleotides. RefSeq lists its product as uncharacterized. The record is from RefSeq and is a predicted model, not a curated record. The transcript has a single exon. NCBI's taxonomy places the organism in Eukaryota, Metazoa, Arthropoda, Insecta, Coleoptera, Coccinellidae. Bases 203 to 841 code for a protein of 212 amino acids.
CAAUCCUAACCUCUUAUUCUCAAUCAUAAUAUUUGGAUUUGAAAUGUUUUGAUUAUUUCAAUUAUUGGAUUAUUUCAAAUAAAGGUAGUUUGAAAUAUUUGAAGUAAGAAGAUGACUCGAAAUAUUGAGUUCUACUUGGUAAUAUUAUGUAGUUGUGAAUUUGGUGUUUUGUUGUGAGUAUUGUGUUGACAAGGUAUAAACAAUGGAAGUUCUUAAGAAGCGUAGUCGAAGUACUAAUUACACAAGUCGGGAGAAAUUUCUGUUAUUGACAUUAAUAACUAAAUCAAAACACAUUAUUGAAAAUAAGAAAACUAAUUCCAUCACUUGGAGAGACAAAGAGGCAGCAUGGAAGAAAAUUUGUGUAGAAUUUAAUGCACAAACACCAGAAGGUAUUCCGCGUAAAAAAGAAUCCCUAAAAAAAUUUUAUGAAAAUAUCAAGAAAACCAAAAGAAAGGAGAGAGCUAAUGGAAAGAUGGAAUUGUUCAAAAUUGAGGAAAAAAAAUCACAGUUAAUAUCGGAUCCUGCCCACGACAGUGAGUUGUUUCAAUUGGAAAUGGAGAUGGAAAUGAAAAACUCAAAGGCUGCCCAAGACGUUGAAUUGUUUCAAUUGGAGAUAGAAAUGAAGAAAUCAAAGGCUGCUCAAGAUAGUGAGUUGUUUCAACUGGAGAUGGAAAUUGAAAAGUCGAAGGCUGCCCAAGACACUGAGUUGUUUCAGUUAGAGAUGGAAAUAAAAAAGUCGAAAGCUGAGCUACUUUUACUAAAAAAGAACAAUUUAUUGUUGGAUAAUUCAAUAAAAUCACUGCAAUUACAACUGUUGAAAAAAGACUUGGAAAAAUCUUAAUGUGAAUUAGAUUUAAAUGUUGAAAUAUUAAUUUAGAUAAUAUAAUAUUAAAUGUUUAAAGUGGCUGAAAGCAGAGAUCAACUCGCCAUCGUGAUUGCCAACGUCAGGGGGACCUGACAGGGCACAUUGAAGAAGAAGAUGAAUAUUAAAUGUACAUUGUCUUAGAUAAGUUUUUUUUUAUAGCAGAAUAAAUUGGAUAUUAUGUAUCAAGGUUAGAAUGAAAAUUUGAUGCGAGGAAUCAGGAGCAUAGAAUAUUCAUUGUAGCCAAGUAACAGAGUACCUAAAUUUCCCCCAUGACUGUUGGAACUAGAAACAGUAUAAACACUAUAAACUGUAAAAAAGAAUAAGUUUAUCAGAAUUAGUAUUGAUUUUAUAUUGAUUGUUGUUUUUGAUUUACUGUAAUUGGGUACCAUUACCUGUUGGAAAUGCAGGCUUAUUAUAAUUACCUUAUUAACAAUGAUUCUGAGAAUAAAGUUUUGUUAUUGUUUA